AUGAGAAAAAAGGGGAAAGGGAGCCUUGGCUGGGUUGUGGAUAGGGGGUUGUUGCCGCCAGGUGGUGGUCGUAUGCUGGGUAGUCUCUUUAUAGAUCGAGGACGACUUGAGAGACUUCACAGCGUGGAAGCGAUGAUGCCUUCACCGCAAGAUCCUGAGCGCUUCAGUUUCUGGGUUGGAUCUCCUAUGCUUGUGAGAUACAAGGGAGGUAUUGCACUUUUCUCCCCUCUUCACAUUGGGAAUUUCAUGUGCACGUAG
Molecule: messenger RNA, 258 nt
Organism: Prunus armeniaca (apricot)
Lineage: Eukaryota; Viridiplantae; Streptophyta; Magnoliopsida; Rosales; Rosaceae
Source: the annotation of a GenBank genome assembly